AUGCACGAGGCUUUAGAGGCCUGCGGCGAGUUCCUGUGCCGCAUCGGCGCGCUGGAAGGCGCUAAUGCUAUUGUCGAUAUCCUGCGCAAAACGGGCGCGGAACUCUCGGAGUCGAGUCCGCUCCGCUGGCGCGCGCUGCUGGCCGCCAUCCGCCAAGAGCUGACUGCCGACCCUAUGGACGUUGUAUUUCUGCUCGAACGGCUGCUGCAACUGGACGCGACGAUGCCUUCUGGCGCUAGCCAGGCUCUGUUCAACUCGCCUUUGUUCUUCCACCUAUUGGUAGAACGAUUCGCAGUCGCGUUUGAAGGCCUGGACGCUGAGUUAUUCAAGCUGGAGAGCGAUGAACUGUGCCAUGCUGAAGGUAUCUACGAGACUGACAACGAGUCGGGACUGAAGAAGUUCCUUACGACGUAUAAAAAUAUCUUCGAGCAGGACGAACCAAAGGAUUGCUGGGAGGCGUUUUACGAGCUGUACCAUUUGAACGACGCUGCUUUCCGACGAGAUAUGAACGGAGCUAUGUCCAUGAUCGAGUCUGUCGCUCUAGGCCCCACAAAGCUCGAACUGGCAUUCCCACCCAAGGCUCCUGAAGGUCACAAGUAA
This is a messenger RNA of Phytophthora infestans T30-4, 600 nucleotides long. RefSeq lists its product as uncharacterized. The transcript has 5 exons. The coding region runs from base 1 to 600 and encodes 199 amino acids. The record is from RefSeq and is a predicted model, not a curated record. Lineage: Eukaryota; Oomycota; Peronosporomycetes; Peronosporales; Peronosporaceae.